This is a messenger RNA of Penicillium cinerascens, 1290 nucleotides long. Its product is annotated as glycoside hydrolase family 18 protein. Gene Ontology annotation, molecular function: chitinase activity; chitin binding. NCBI's taxonomy places the organism in Eukaryota, Fungi, Ascomycota, Eurotiomycetes, Eurotiales, Aspergillaceae. The transcript has 6 exons. Gene Ontology annotation, cellular component: extracellular region. Bases 1 to 1290 code for a protein of 429 amino acids. The record is from RefSeq and is a predicted model, not a curated record. Gene Ontology annotation, biological process: carbohydrate metabolic process; chitin catabolic process.
AUGCAUCUUGUCCUUCCUUUUCUCCUAGGCCUGGGAUGGCUCACCAAUGCCGCCGUCAUCCCCUCCCUCGGGAGUGACACGACCGAGCUUGAGGCUCGCGCUGCUUCCGGGUACCGCUCUGUGGCGUACUUUGUUAACUGGGCUAUCUAUGGCCGAAACUACCAACCCCAGGAACUCCCCAUUGAAAGGUUGACCCAUGUCCUCUAUGCGUUUGCCAACGUUCACCCGGACACGGGGGAAGUGUACCUGUCGGAUACCUACGCUGAUAUCCAGAAACACUACCCCGGUGACUCCUGGAACGACGUGGGAAACAAUGUGUAUGGCUGCAUCAAGCAACUGUUCUUGCUCAAGCAGAAGAACCGAAACUUGAAAGUUCUCCUCUCUAUCGGAGGCUGGACCUAUUCGGACAACUUUGCGAGUCCCAUGAGUACCGAUACUGGAAGACAGGCGUUUGUCUCUUCCACCGUGAGCAUGGUGCAGAACCUCGGAAUCGAUGGUAUUGACAUUGACUGGGAGUAUCCUGCCGACAGCAGCCAGGCUGCGGACUUCGUUGAUUUACUCAAGUCGCUGCGCUCGGCUCUGGAUACCUACAGUGCAGCCAAUGCCAGUGGUUAUCACUUCCUCAUCACAGUUGCAUCCCCAGCUGGCCCUAGUAACUACCAGAAGCUCGCAAUGGCCCAAAUGGACCCGUAUUUGGACUUUUGGAAUCUGAUGGCCUACGACUACUCCGGAAGCUGGGCCACCAUCGCCGGCGACGACGCCAAUGUCUAUCCAUCUGUCGCGAACCCGCUCAGUACACCAUUCAACACGGACCAAGCCAUCACCUACUACACAUCAAACGGCGUGCCCGCAGACAAGAUUGUCCUUGGAAUGCCGCUCUACGGUCGCUCCUUCAUGAACACUGAUGGGCCAGGCACAAACUACAGUGGUGUUGGCAGCGGCAGCUGGGAGGACGGUGUCUGGGACUACAAGGCGCUACCGCAGGCCGGAGCGACGGUCACCAACCUGGACCAGGAGAUCGCUAGCUACAGCUACGACCCAGUUAAGCGGAUGAUGAUCAGCUACGACACGCCAGAGGUUGCCCAGAUGAAGGCACAGUACAUCCAAUCUAAGGGCCUUGGCGGUGGUAUGUGGUGGGAGAGCAGCAGUGACAAAAACGGCUCCGAGAGCUUGAUCACCACGGUCGUGACUGAAUUCGGAGGUACCGGUGCUUUGCUCCAGGACCAGAAUCAGCUGAGCUACCCUGCGUCUGAGUAUGCUAACCUGAGGGCCGGUUUCCCCUCUAGUUAG